UCAGUAUAAUUUCGACCGCGCUUCGAUGCAGAUCUUGCUGGGAAACGUCCAGUUAAAGUGUAAGUGGUGAACCUUUUAACAAAUAUUGUUGAUUUUGCUCCUCACUAGAGCAGAAGUGUUUGUGGUUUUCUUAUUUUGAUAAUUAUUGUAUGUACCAUCAAUGUUGAUUUGUGGAGUGCUUCUGAAGCUGUGGAAUGCUGAUAGUGAACCGAAAGUACAGAGUGCACUGCGAUAGUGCGAACCAAAUUUGUCUCCUAAGAUCGGGCUAGACUGAGUGGGUGAUACGAAGAACGUAACUUUUCGUAGGAUCAGCUUGAACACGCAGAUCAGCUCGUGAGCCAACAGACUGAUACACGAAAGGCGCCUUUCGGUUACUGUUUUGUGCUUAUCAGUGACCUCCUGAUACUGUGUUUAAGAAUAUGUAUUUGUUUUGGCGCCAGCGGGGCGAUUCUGUCAGGAUCUGAGCAACCAGGGGAUAGCCUCAGUCUAUUAAAUUAGUCGGACACUGACGAAACGGAUUAGGGGUAAUCCCCUUUUCCCAAUUCAAUGAGCAACACAACUUUUAAAGACCCCGAAAAAAGUAGAAAUACAAAUUAAGGGAAACAAACGAACAGCAGUGAAAAGGAAAACCCACAAAGUGAAUCAACUUUAGCAGAACAGAAAGAAACGGAAAGGUCUUAUCAGAAAGUUCAUUCCAGAAGUGUGAGUGAAUUUAUUCUAUACUUUAUAGAAAAGUGAUAAAUUCGUCAACAGAGCAGAAAUGGCAACGCUACUGUAUACGAUCAUUGGCAUGACGGCCAGUGCUUCGUUGAACUGUGCCGUCCGACGGGAAAUUUCUCCCUGUAGCUGUUCGCCUCAUGGCUUCUUCGCCAACACGAUCGAGGUCAAGUGCGAACAAAUGGAGUCCUUCCAUCAGGUGGUGGACGCCUUGCAGGAUCGGUUCACUCCCGAUUACAACAUUUGGCUUACGAUAUCACACUCGCAGCUGCUGGACCUGGCCACGCAAACGUUCUACGAAAUGAACAUGAAUAUCAAGUCGCUGAAGAUGAACUAUGAUAACUUAAGUCACUUACCGGCAUCGACGUUUCAGAACCUGCCAAGGUUAGAGUUCUUUAGCGCAGCAGAAAAUCGUCUGGAGGAAAUUCCGGCCGAUAUGUUCCAGCAUUUGCCCAAUGUUGGAACGUUGGACUUCGCCAAAGGAACUCUACGGUUUAUCAAUGGAAACACGUUUAAACAGUUGCAGAACUUAAGGCACUUGAUAUUGGCCUCCAAUUUGCUGCAACGGGUAGAUACUGAUGCUUUGCCUCGGACACUUCUCUCGCUUCACUAUGGUCAUAAUAACCUUACCUCGUUGAAUGGAACUUUGCGGCACUUGGAUGAACUGAAAAUACUAUUUUUUAAUGACAACCAUUUGGUGUCACUGGACGAUGAACUUCCGCUAGCUUCUCCCAACCUAAUGACAAUUUUCGCUCAAAACAACAAAAUCGACCAUUUACCAAUCGAAAUCAAAUACUUGAAGAAUUUGGAUUCUUUGUUCAUCCACAGUAAUGAGUUGAGGUCAUUCGACGGUCUGCUGUCACGAUCUGGUCAUCUGACCAAGCUAAUUGCAUUCAAUAACAAAAUUAGUCAUCUAAGAAAAGAUGAGUUCACUGAAGCUGAACGACUGGAAGAACUGCAACUGGCUGAUAAUAAAUUGACUAAUCUGAAUGGUUCCCUGCUCAACAUGAAGGGAUUGAUUAUGGCCAAUUUUAGCUUCAAUCAGUUGAAUGAAUUUUCGCUACAAGAAGUUGCCGGACUGCGGAAGCUGCGAAUUCUUGAUCUAUCCUACAACCGGAUAGAAAAACUCACCGGUCGAAUGGAGAACCUCGUCGAUUCUGGUUCAAUUGUUUACGAACUGCGGUUACAACAUAACCUAAUUAAAUCCCUCGACGGAACCCUUAUGGGGUUGAACAACCUGAAGAUUCUGAAUGUAGCACACAACAGGCUAGAAGUUAUUACACCCGAUGAUCUGAUUGGCAUGGAGAACUUGGAACAUUUGGAUUUGUCAUUCAACAAAUUGAAAACAUUGGAAGAGCUGUCCAAGACAUUCCUUCCAUCGCUUCAAUCAAUGAAUGCGUCGUACAAUUUGCUUACAACGAUGGAUAAAGAUUUCCACGGGCUUCCGGUACUGUGUACUGCUGACUUGUCUAACAACAUGAUCCGUGUGCUGUCCGUCGAUCUUGUGUCGCAGACGCGCUGCAGCAAUCAUGGAGUACCGAACAAACUGGAGAUAUUCCUUCAAGAAAAUCCCGUACUAUGUGACGAAACUCUGCCGGAGCUUGUCUCGCAGAUGGAAUCCUACCAUGCACGGUUGAUCGGCAUAGCGCACUGCAUUGUUCCCCAACAAAUACCGAUUGAUUCCCCAAUCUUCAUGCAGCCACCGAUUCCGUUACUCAAACCGCUGCUUCAACCACAGCUUUCAAUGGUACCAUCGCCGGUCAUGAUCCAACAGCCGUCAAUUGUCCAAAUACUCGUCCCCGCUCCACUCGUUGUCAAGGCACCAUCAUUCGCCGAUGCCGCAGCAGGAGUGCUUCAAUCCGUACCUUCUGUUCAAGGUAUUCAAGACAUUCAGCAGCCACCCGUUGCGUUGCCACCGCAGAUCACCCACAUCCCCCAGCAGCAGCCAUACGACGAGCUCAAGUAUGAUGCCCAGCCAGAGACUGUUGCUGAAUCUGAAACGCUGGCACCACCGCCGGAGGAAAAUGACAUCGCGAAAAUUCAUUCACCCACGAGCACGACAAUGAAAACGAUUCUUGAGUUCAAAAACAUCAUCCACAAUACCUAUUCGGCGAUACCGCCGGAAGUAAUGCCUCUUCCUCUGGAUAAAGCACAAGGACUUGCUACGGAACCGGAGGAACCUCCGGAAACGCAGCAAGAUCAAAGCGUAGAUGAAGCUGAACACUGAACAUUAGCAUAGUAAUUACCCCCUUCCCCCCACUAGGUGAUAGGACGUAGGUACUUGUUUCGAGUUGGAUUGCAGAGUUAAAACAUGACAUAUAAGAACAAAUCUCCACGUCAUCGGCCAUUCUGUGUAUAACACAAACAGCAUAUUGUUCACAGCGCCUUUUAUAGAAAAAAAAAAUUAAAACCUGACUUUUAAACAAAAAUGUUGUGGCAAUUUGGAAUUAUUUGCGAUAUACUUGUACCCUGGGUGACUUAUUGGUCAAGUGAACAACAACAUAGCAAUUCCCCAGAAACAAUGCAAAAGAUAGGAUGAAAAUUUGCUAAUUAAUGUAACAACAGCUAAGAUGUGCUAAUAGCAGGGUACGGAAGUAGUGAUAUAUUCUUCGACAACGUAUUUUAAGAAUCAGAGUUUUUUAUUUUGUUCUUCAUGUAACAAACCACCCUGUCAUGAGCUGUUAAGACUCGAGCAAAAGUUGUUUAAAAACCAUUGAAAUUAAUUUUAUUUGUUAUUUCUAAAGAUAUAUUGUAUUGAGAUAAAAAUCGUGAUUUUAAAAUUCACACACAAAAUAGUCAAAGACUUGGACAAAAAACACGUGAUUACUGAUUAGAAAGAACAUGCACACAAAAGAUAUUUUAUAAAAACAAACAUUAGAAAAAAUUUGUUAACUGAAAGAUCUAGUAUAGGGUACCGUCAUCAUAUAAAUGUGCCAUUUUAUCUGUAAUAUUCACCUGUAUCUGUGUCUCUCUUUUUCUGUCGUUUUCAUCUAACUCCUUAUAGUUUACAUUUCUACAUGUUUUUGAUAUUGUAUUUAUUCAGAGUUAUCACAAGUUAGACAUGUACUGUCAUAGCUAAAUACCGACAGGAGCUCUCUUGCUUAUUGUUUAGUCUGUGAGAAAGACUUUUCCCAUAACACAAAAUCACACAUAGUAACUUAAGGUAUUUUAAAAGCACUUGGAAAACUGAAUGUCGAUUCGAGUUGUUUUUUUAUGCUGCACAUCCUUGGGGUGCGAUUAUGAGGCACAUAAAGUGUCACCAAUUUUGCAGCAAAACGAUGUAAAAAUAAUUCAUGCUGUUUGACUAUUAGAUACAAAAUAUACAGUGUAACUAGUUUACAUGAAAUAAAAUAAUACGAGUUCUGUACGAUGUAAUGAAAAUACUAUUCGCAAAUAAACAGAUACC
Topomyia yanbarensis is the source of this 4123-nucleotide messenger RNA. RefSeq names its product insulin-like growth factor-binding protein complex acid labile subunit (gene ltl). Gene Ontology annotation, cellular component: extracellular matrix. Gene Ontology annotation, molecular function: protein binding. The coding region runs from base 761 to 2944 and encodes 727 amino acids. NCBI's taxonomy places the organism in Eukaryota, Metazoa, Arthropoda, Insecta, Diptera, Culicidae. The transcript is spliced from 4 exons. The record is from RefSeq and is a predicted model, not a curated record.